CCGGCUACUCUCAAAACCAGGCGCGGGAGGUCGUCUGCAAUAAAAUAUGGCUACUUCCACUGAUGAGAAAUAUGCAUGGAAAUAUGUGACAAAAAUCUAACAUCCACUGGUGUGCAGAAUGGUUUUCAGGAUUUUACUAAGAUAUCUUGUAAACAAUGAACAGCUUAUACAACGGCUCGCAGAUUCCUAUCCAUUUAGGCGGGCAGCUCAGCUGACAGCACAUUUUAUGAUCAGGGGGAAAUCACUUAGCCAGGAAAGCAUGGAGAUGAUGUCAACAUCCGAGCUGUUUAAAAAAUUUAUUAUCCAAGUAAAUCAGGCUAGUGGGAAAGUGAAGCAGUUCUCGUCUGAGAAAAUUGAGAAACUCGAAGAGGCUAUCAAGGACAUAAAGAAGAGACGAGGACUGUGACAUUUCAUGUCUACAUUUUCUUCUUUGUUUCAUUUCUCAAAUAAAUGGUUGUACAACGGU
Messenger RNA from Ornithodoros turicata, 466 nucleotides. RefSeq names its product protein NCBP2AS2 homolog. Bases 119 to 406 code for a protein of 95 amino acids. The record is from RefSeq and is a predicted model, not a curated record. The transcript is spliced from 5 exons. Lineage: Eukaryota; Metazoa; Arthropoda; Arachnida; Ixodida; Argasidae.